CAUUGGCGACCAGACACGUAACGAUAUAACCAAAAGUCAAAUUCGGUCUUACGUCGAAAUCUGGUUUAACAAGUUUUGGUCCAAUCCUGGCAUAACGCCAUUGAAAACUCGACUCAUUUUGCAACUAGUAUUAGAACUUGAUUUAUACCUAAAGCGAUGGCGGAUCAACCCAAUCUGAGUCGAGAAGGGCUCCAGAAACUUGAAUUUGUUGGUCGUCAGGGAGAUCAACUGGUCUACAAAGGGGCUAAUCGGAAGGUAAUAAUGCUGGAUGUUCAAACAGUCAACCGGUUGGGAACACCCAGUCGACCAAGGAAAAGAAGCAAUCCAUCUCGGUAUUCUGAAGAAGAUGUUUGGAGUGGAAACCGAUCUUCAGACAAGACUCAAGACAAAUUAGCCACUGCCAAACUGAUAGAUAUCCUAAAAAACUAUCAAGAAAAUGGUGAGUUAUUCACUAACAAAAAGAUGAGAAAAAAAGAAGUGUGGGUUGCAAUAGCUUCACAGCUCAUGGCUGAAGGUUUCCAUUUCCGUAACAAAGAGAGCGCCUGGGAGAAAGUCAGUCAAAAGUGGCGCAACAUGGAGCGCACUUAUCGGAUGCACAUACAAAGCAUUCGUAACAAAGGGUUAGCUCCAGGUGCGGCAACCAUGGAGUUCUUCGAUGAUCUACACGAACUCCUUGCUGGAAAGUACCACACAGAGUCGAUGCUAAUAUCGGACAGCUCAUCAGGUUUCGAUUCCGGCCCCCCAAAUCAGAACGAUGGCGACGAUACCCAACAAUCUGCAGAGAUGACGAAUGAAGAGCUUCUUGAAUUUUACUACGAGGAGCAGCUACAGCGAGAAGACUCAAAUGUGACAACCGAAGUAGGACCGCCUCCUAUGGAGGCAGAAUUGUGUGAUACUUACAUCGAAGAUGAAUUACCGCCAUCGCCCACUUUCUCCGACAACAAAGAUCUAGUCUUCUCCUCCUCAGAUCAGGAAAUUAGCAUAUCACGUGAUCCUCACACCGCCGGAGUUAAAGAUCCCGUCCUUCGCCUUUUACUGGAAAUGAGGGCUCAAGAACGCGCACACUUUCGCGAAGACCGACGUGAACGGCUGAAAAUGCAGCGAGAUAUUUUCGAUUUUCACCGUGAUUUGGUCCACUUGCUCAAUCAACAUCAUCAAGAACGAAUGGAAGUCAUGCACAACCUCAUCGCAGCCAUCGGCGGAGCAUCUACUGUCAAACAGACCAACAAUGUCAUACCCAAUGGCGAUCAUAAAGACGACAUUAACUUACCGCGCAGCUCCUCCCGUCACAGCCACCUCUCCUAGAGAUCAACGACUCUAGAAAAAAAAAAAAAAUGAAUUCAGGCAAAGACCAAAUAAUUAAAGAAAGGCUUCAGUUCUUUCAAGUCUAAUAUAAACCUUAUUUUUUUGUUUGUUGAAUUGGACCUCUAUAUUACUAGAUCGUAUCGUUACGACCAAUACAAAUUCCUUUGUUCAGAUUCGAUCUUUUCCUUUAAAGUUAUAUUCGACCAGAGCGGAUUUUGACCCUGAAAUUCGAAUCGUUUUAUUGGCAUAUUAGAACUGUCAUAAAUGAUGAUACAGCAGAAGUGAUAUCAUUCUUACCUUUUUUCUUGCUGGUCACUGACUGCCUUCUUUCACUAAAGCAUCAUGUCGUAAACGUUGACGGCCACAUUCAAACGGAUAUAAAAGAGAUAUGAUUCUGUCUGGAAUCGUCAGAGCGUUUCUUGUCGUCACUCGAAAACCUCAUCGCAGAAAAUGAUCAAACUGGCCAUUUUACUCGUUUGCGUUGUACACGUUUACGCCAAACUCCAACGUCCAGGUUUCUACAUUCCGGCGGAAUACAACCAGUAUGAAGAACUCAGCCCGUACCACGUUCGUGUUAUGCAGCCUCUCCUUCGUCCAGCCAACGGGUUCCCUACGAUGGCGACCAAUACAAUUCGCAAUCCUUCCUACCCAACUUUCGUUCGGUUGCCUUCAAUGCCCAACAGACGUCAAUUCCGGUUUCCGGCAGGUGGCUAUUAUCUUCUACCAGCCAAUGCAGUUGGCAGCAGACAUGAUUUCCCCAUCAACGCGGCGCAGAAGCUCUUCCAACCGAUAGCUUUACCAUUAACUGUAGGUCCGCAGACACGUCCGUCUAUUGUUGCUACUGAAGACGAUGGUGAAUGCCAAGAUGAGUCGCCCGCCAUCUCUCCGAUCAAAGACGUUUCGCAGAUAAACUGAUUACAGGACGAAAUAGUUUAAGAAUAAUAAUUCAUUUGAAAUUAACGUGGUUACUUACGGUAAAUCGGGCAUUGUUGGAUAUUUGACAUGGGGUUGCUCAA
Messenger RNA from Daphnia carinata, 2321 nucleotides. RefSeq lists its product as uncharacterized. The record is from RefSeq and is a predicted model, not a curated record. NCBI's taxonomy places the organism in Eukaryota, Metazoa, Arthropoda, Branchiopoda, Diplostraca, Daphniidae. The transcript has 4 exons. Bases 157 to 1305 code for a protein of 382 amino acids.